AUGGCCACCUCGAUCCUUCUCAAUAGCACACCCAUGGACCUUUCCUCUACGAACUCCACAGCCUCAUAUCACUCCUCUCCAGACCCUACAUGUCCGCAUUGCGGCUACCAUCUCCCCCCGCCCUCCAAAUCCUCUGCGGAAGCCGUCGAAGCCAAUCGCCGUAUUCGUGAUCUCGAAGCGCAGGUACGGCUCCUAAACUCCAAAGCCACUGCUGCAGCAGACAAGCUUGCGGACUACGAGGACGAACUUGCAUAUCUGCGAGAUGCACACUCCAAUUCUCUCCAACAGCAGCAACAAGCAGGAUCAAAUCCUAGGCUGAGUAGUCCACCAGUGGAAGGAAUAGGGUCGUUAAUAGCACCUUUGACACCAGGCCAAACGCUACCGCAGCAGCAGUCAAGGCUGGCAAGCAUCAGUGCAUUCCUUCCGGGACGGAGAAGGGAAGCAAACACCAGCGUAGGAGGACAGAUCCCCUUGACACCAGCAACAGGUACAUUUCCGCAGAGCAAUUCCGCAGGCUACGCCAACAACACGUUGUCUCCUCCGAAAACACCCUUCUUUGGAGUCGGAGCGAUACCCAAUAACUCUACACCGACCCUCUCCUCAACCCUAGACAAUAUCCAAUCAGCCGUGAGCCUCUCAUCUUUACAAUCCUCUCUUGAAGAAGAACGCACCCUCCGCCUACGUGCGGAAUCUUCAUUGUCACAGACUCAAACCGAGUUGGAAGAACUCACAGCACAAUUAUUCGGACAGGCAAACGAGAUGGUUGCGAAUGAAAGGAAGGCCCGCGCGAAGUUAGAAGAGAGGGUCAAAGUGUUAGAGCAGAGAGAUGUUGAGAAGAGGAAGAGACUGGAACGGUUGGAGAGGGCUGUGAGCCGGAUUGAGAGAGUUCGAGGCAUGGUCGGCGACUGA
Messenger RNA from Cladophialophora psammophila CBS 110553, 909 nucleotides. RefSeq lists its product as uncharacterized. Bases 1 to 909 code for a protein of 302 amino acids. Gene Ontology annotation, molecular function: guanyl-nucleotide exchange factor activity. Lineage: Eukaryota; Fungi; Ascomycota; Eurotiomycetes; Chaetothyriales; Herpotrichiellaceae. The record is from RefSeq and is a predicted model, not a curated record. Gene Ontology annotation, biological process: exocytosis. The transcript has a single exon. Gene Ontology annotation, cellular component: cell tip; Golgi to plasma membrane transport vesicle.